AUGUACUUGAGAAGAACACUCUUCAAUCUUACAAAAAAGUAUGCUGUUUUAUACUUGAAUUGUGUACAACAACAAAGUUUACAUUCGUAUUAUGUAGACAAAAAUUAUGUCCCUUCGUUAAUUGUAAUACACGCACUUCGGUACUCGAGUGACAGCUCGUUGAAAUGUUGGAAUUGUAAUUUUACACAUAAAUCAGAUUUGUUUUGCAGCAAAUGCAAAGUUUUACAAGUACCGCCCGAAAAUGUAACUUAUUUCGAUAUAAUGGCCAUCUCGAAAAGUUACGACGUUACGUUUCUGGACGUCCAGAAGAAGUAUAAAGAACUACAAAAACAAUUACAUCCUGAUAAAUUUAGUAACAAGUCUGAGAAAGAAAAACAACUUUCUGAGACUCUAUCAUCAUUAGUAAAUGAGGCUUACAGUACAUUAAUUCAUCCACUAAAAAGAGGAUUAUAUAUGCUCAAAUUGAAUGGCAUAACAAUAUCAGAAGGAACAGAUAAUGUGGAUCCAGAGUUUUUAAUGGAACUUAUGGAAAAAAAUGAGGAAAUAGAUGAUGCAGAAGAUAAUGAAGAGAAAAUCAACAAGCUGGUGCAAGACAAUCAGUCUGUACUAAAUAAAUUAACAAUGGAAAUAGCAAAUGCAUUUAGGCAAAAUGACAUCAAGAAGGCAGAAGCCCUUCUUAUAAGAAUGAAAUAUUAUGAUACUAUUAAUAAUAGAUUGAAGAAAUUAAAACAUGACUUAGGUAUAAUAGAAUAA
Habropoda laboriosa is the source of this 753-nucleotide messenger RNA. RefSeq names its product iron-sulfur cluster co-chaperone protein HscB, mitochondrial (gene Hsc20). Lineage: Eukaryota; Metazoa; Arthropoda; Insecta; Hymenoptera; Apidae. The transcript is spliced from 3 exons. Gene Ontology annotation, biological process: protein complex oligomerization; [2Fe-2S] cluster assembly. The coding region runs from base 1 to 753 and encodes 250 amino acids. Gene Ontology annotation, cellular component: mitochondrion. Gene Ontology annotation, molecular function: protein-folding chaperone binding; ATPase activator activity. The record is from RefSeq and is a predicted model, not a curated record.